This is a messenger RNA of Cebus imitator (Panamanian white-faced capuchin), 663 nucleotides long. RefSeq names its product double homeobox A (gene DUXA). NCBI's taxonomy places the organism in Eukaryota, Metazoa, Chordata, Mammalia, Primates, Cebidae. The record is from RefSeq and is a predicted model, not a curated record. Gene Ontology annotation, molecular function: DNA binding. The transcript is spliced from 5 exons. Bases 1 to 585 code for a protein of 194 amino acids.
AUGGUAGGAACAAAUCAUAGGCGCAGUCGCACCAAAUUCACAGAAGAUCAGUUGAAAAUCCUCAUCAAUACCUUCAAUCAAAAGCCUUACCCAGGUUAUGCUACCAAACAAAAACUUGCUUUAGAAAUCAACACAGAAGAGUCCAGAAUCCAGAUUUGGUUUCAGAAUCGAAGAGCUAGGUUCGGAUUCCAGAAAACACCAGGACCUAAGACUUUAGAAUCAAGCCAAAGCCAUGGGCAAGACCAACCUGAUAUGGAGCUUCAAAGUAGAGAAGCCAGACGGUGUCGGACCAUCUACAGCACCUCUCAAUUACGCACUCUCAUCGAGGCAUUUAUGAAAAACCCAUACCCUGGGAUUGAUUGCAGAGAACAACUUGCUAAGGAAAUUGGUGUUCCAGAGUCAAGAGUCCAAAUUUGGUUCCAAAAUCGAAGAUCUAGAUUUCAUCUCCAGAGAAAAAGGGAAGUUGUGUCCUUGGAGCCAGAAGACCAGGGCAAGAUUUCUGAGGGACUGCAAGGUGCAGAGGAUACACAAAAUGGCACCAACUUCCCUAGCAACUCUCAUUCCUCUAGAGCCAGAACAUGGUGAACAUGUUCAAGUUCAGCAUACUUUAUAUUAUCAGUUGGGCCCCAAAUCUCUCGCAUUCUGGGGGAAAAAAGUUGCCCA